Lagenorhynchus albirostris (white-beaked dolphin) is the source of this 1368-nucleotide messenger RNA. RefSeq names its product protein phosphatase 1 regulatory inhibitor subunit 1B (gene PPP1R1B). The transcript has 7 exons. The record is from RefSeq and is a predicted model, not a curated record. Gene Ontology annotation, biological process: intracellular signal transduction. Gene Ontology annotation, cellular component: cytoplasm. The coding region runs from base 11 to 622 and encodes 203 amino acids. Gene Ontology annotation, molecular function: protein phosphatase inhibitor activity. Lineage: Eukaryota; Metazoa; Chordata; Mammalia; Artiodactyla; Delphinidae.
CCCGCCCGCCAUGGACCCCAAGGACCGCAAGAAGAUCCAGUUCUCCGUGCCCGCGCCCCCCAGCCAGCUCGACCCCCGCCAGGUGGAGAUGAUCCGGCGCAGGAGACCAACCCCUGCCAUGCUGUUCCGGCUCUCAGAGCACUCCUCGCCAGAGGAGGAGGCCUCACCCCACCAGCAGAGAGCCUCAGGAGAGGGGCACCACCUCAAGUCGAAGAGACCCAACCCCUGUGCCUACACACCCCCCUCGCUGAAAGCUGUGCAGCGCAUUGCUGAGUCUCACCUGCAGUCCAUCAGCAACCUGGGUGAGAACCAGGCCUCAGAGGAGGAGGAUGAGCUGGGGGAGCUGCGGGAGCUGGGCUACCCAAGAGAGGAGGACGAGGAGGAGGAGGACGAAGAAGAGGAGGAGGACGAGGACAGCCAGGCUGAAAUUCUGAAGGGCGGCAGGGGGUCUGCUGGGCAGAAGACUACUUUUGGUCAAGGUCUGGAGGGUCCCUGGGAGCGUCCGCCUCCUCUGGAUGAGCCCCAGAGAGACGGAAGCUCUGAGGACCAAGUGGAAGAUCCGGCAUUAAAUGAACCUGGGGAGGAGCCACAGCGCCCUGCUCACCCUGAACCUGGCACAUAGGCACCAGCCCUGCAUCUCCCAGAAGUGGCGAGGGCACUGCUGUUCCCCAGAAACCCACUCUGUCCCCACCCUAUUUUGUACCCUUCCCCUCACUUGCUAGGGCUGCGGCUUCUGACUUAGAAGACUAGGGCUGGUCUGUGUUUGCUUGUCUGCCCACCUUUGGCUGAUGCCCAGAGUCCCUGGGCACUUGCUGCCUGAUGCCUACCCCUGCCAGUCAUUCCCCCAUUCACCCAGUGGGUGGUGGGAUGUGAGACAGCUUGCAUUGGGAAAUCCAGUAAAUGGGGGACAAAGGUUCAUCCUUCACAAGUCUACUCCCCAGACCCUCUCCCCUGGGCACAGGAAACCCACAGGGCAGGACCCUAAGAUCUGGGGAAAGAGGGUACUGAGAACUUUAAGUGCCCAGAGAUCCUUCUCCAUCCCCUGGGGAAUUCCAAGUCACCACCCCUCUCACUGGCUUCUACCAGGGCCCAGGAUUCAGGCAUCCUUUCCACAGCCUCAACAUUUUGGAAAUCUUCCCCUUAUCAACUGCUCCCCAGCCUGGGUGCCUGGAAGAUGGACUGGCAGAGGCUGCUUUGUUGCAUUUUGUUUGUGCUUUGAUGCCAGGAAUGCCGCCUAGUAUAAGUCCUUAGGGGGGCACAUGGUGGGGGAGCCAGGCUCUCCUUGUCCUCCAGCUGCUCUGCCCCCUUCCCUCCUUCCCUGACUCCAGGACUGAACCGCUCCCAUGCUGUAAUAAAUCUUUGUAAAUA